Diuraphis noxia (Russian wheat aphid) is the source of this 2251-nucleotide messenger RNA. RefSeq names its product calcium/calmodulin-dependent protein kinase kinase 1. Gene Ontology annotation, biological process: intracellular signal transduction; protein phosphorylation. Gene Ontology annotation, molecular function: calcium/calmodulin-dependent protein kinase activity; calmodulin binding; ATP binding. NCBI's taxonomy places the organism in Eukaryota, Metazoa, Arthropoda, Insecta, Hemiptera, Aphididae. The record is from RefSeq and is a predicted model, not a curated record. Gene Ontology annotation, cellular component: cytoplasm.
CCAGGGCCUACGAUGAUAACGUCCGAAUUUUUUCAAUCCRAUUCUAAAAUCAAUUUAUAAUAUUUAUAUUUAAUACCACAUCAUUCAUUCGUUUAUUCCUUAUGUUUACCGCGUGAUCUCAAUCGACUCAUACAUUUAUUUUGAUUUAUUUUAAUUGAUAUCGACUGUACCAUAAUACAACAUAAUAAAUACCUACCUACUAUCAAGCGGGGUUCCAUAAGAAAUCGACGUGUACAAAUCGAAAAUUUGUACGAACUUCAUCGAUAUUGAUCGACGAUCGUUUAAAAGUGUUUUGAUGGUUAAAAAAUCGCAUGCACCUUCUUACAUUAGUAUGUGACUAUCGCACAUGUGCAUUUGGCUGCCAACUAUCAAAACGGGCAUUAUAGCGUCACGCCUCAUUAGCGCCCAAAUAACUAGACAUGCGGCAGUGUCAGUGGACGCGAAUCCGUCGGCAUCACCUGCAGAGAGACCGACGACCGCCGCCGCCACCGCCACAUCUACCGCUGUGGUCGGGGACACUCAGCAACAGCAGCAGGAGCAAUGCACCUCGGUGGCGGUAACCCUAAACGAUCGCCACCAGUGCGAUUCGGAGCAAUCGGUGGUGACCACCGAUGCGACUGCUGACAGCCCGCGAGAUUCACAAGGGGUAACCUGCAACAAGACUGAAUCUGCGACGACGACGACAGCGGCGACGUCCUUGUCGCGACCGAUAUGUCCGAACUUGCCCUACUCGCCUGCGUGUUCGCCGCGGUUCGCCAGACGUCGACCGCCGUUGCGCGAGUGCCGUGUGUCCGUCAACGUGCAGAGCUUGGACGAUCCGAAUGCUCAUCAAAAGCUCAACCAGUACAAACUGAUCGAUUCCAUAGGACAGGGAUCUUAUGGACUUGUUAAAUUGGCGUAUAAUGAACUAGAUGACAAACAUUACGCUAUGAAAAUAUUAUCUAAGAAAAAAUUAAUGAAAAAGGCUGGCUGUUUUGGAAGACUAAACGCCAGACGUAAAGGGGCCAAUCCUUUAGACAAAGUCUACAGAGAAAUAGCUUUGUUGAAGAAACUUGAUCAUCCUAAUGUAGUGAAACUAGUCGAAGUUUUAGAGGAUCCAGAUGAGGAUCAUCUUUAUUUAGUGUUUGAAUUAUUGGAGCGUGGGGAAGUGAUGCAAGUUCCUGGUGAUCCUCCAAUGUCUGAAUCGAAAGCCAGGUCAUACUUCAGGGAUAUUUUAUUGGGCUUAGAAUAUUUACACUUUCAGCGGAUCGUACACAGGGACAUCAAACCGUCGAACUUAUUAAUCGACGCUAGUGGGCACGUGAAAAUCGCAGAUUUGGGCGUGUGCAAUGAGUUCGAUGGAAGCGACGACCUGUUGAGUUCUAGUGCGGGCACACCGGCGUUUACGGCUCCUGAAGUGUUGGACCCGUCGACGAAAACGUACAGCGGUCGAGCGCUGGACGUAUGGGCACUGGGAUGCACAUUGUACGCAUUUGUCUACGGUCGGCUGCCGUACACCGCGGACUCGGUGCUAGCAGUGCACGAGCAGAUCCGCACGCAACCGGUACAGUGGCCAGUCGAACCGGAAACGUCUCCACAACUGGUGCACCUGUUGCACCGUCUCCUUGACAAAGAUCCAGAUACCAGGAUCACGUUACCAGCCGUCAAAAAGCAUGACUGGGUGACAAGGGCUGGGGCUGAGACGCUGCCCACAGAGCGAGACAACUAUUGCCAGCAGCCGGUUGAGGUCAGCGAAGAGGAAAUGAUGAACGUCAUCAAGUCCAUACCCAAGCUCAACACCCUGAUACUGAUCAAAGCUAUGCUGAAGAAUCAUUCGUUCCUUAAUCCAUUUUCAGCUGAUGAAUCAAAACGAAAACUUCAAUCAUCCAACCGUUCGCAUUCAGCACCCGGAGCAUGUUCUUGGUUUGGGUCAAGAUCUUUAUCUGCGGAAACAACUAAUCUUCAGCCUGUCAAAGAAUAUGCCGUAAAAGAAAAGUGAUAACCAACUACGUUAUUUUUUAUAUUUAAUUCAUUUUACCUACAUUAUUAAUAUUAAAAGUUUGACAAAAAAAUAUAUACUGUUAUAUACUCAUAUAUGUUACUAUGUUAUAUCUAUGUUCCAUAUUGUAAUAAUGCUCUUUGCAAAUAAUCCAUAUUGUGGUAAGACGUUUGAUCAAUCAUUUCAAUUUUUAACAGUGUAUUCCAGUGUGAUUUACUUUUUUAUGAAAUACAAAUUUAAUUAUUAGUCUAUGACUGUCCAAAAAAUAUAUUU